This is a messenger RNA of Bombus pascuorum, 3064 nucleotides long. RefSeq names its product growth factor receptor-bound protein 14-like. Lineage: Eukaryota; Metazoa; Arthropoda; Insecta; Hymenoptera; Apidae. The coding region runs from base 643 to 2820 and encodes 725 amino acids. The record is from RefSeq and is a predicted model, not a curated record. The transcript is spliced from 12 exons.
GCUUACCAUCGACCUGCCAAUUUAGACACGCACUGUCAAUUGAGAGUCGAGUUAACCCUCGUUAGCCUUGCUGCGUCUCGACAGCAAAUGUACGAAAAUGCACGACCGAUGAACAAUCCCUGGAGUAUAAAUGUCGAUCGAUCGCGUUCCUAUACGUUCGUCCGACCCUAUCCUCCGACCGAUCGUGCUCUUCUCGAUUUCGUAUCGCGGAUCUUGCACCUUUGCUUCGGCUCUCGCUGCUAAACUCUCUUUCUCUCUCUCGUUCGCUCUACUUCUGUUUCCUUGUUCGAUCGAUAGGUCGCGAGAACGAUCGCGUGAUCGCAACCGACCUCUCGCGAUACGUAGUUUUAUGUCGGUAAACGCUGGACAAGUACCCGUACCUUCGAAACAGCGGUGCGAUCCGUUGGACGAAAUGUUCGGUGCAUUAGCUCGCGACGUGCACGCGUUCGUCACGCCAGUACGAGGAUCCGAACGAUCGUCGGCCCCGUGCCGGUCGCGCUGCGCCGCUUUCCGUCGUGUCACGAUCCUACAUACAAGGUUCGUGUAACCAUACGGCAACUAGAGACUGAAUCGAUCUUUCUUUCGAAUAUCAGGAAUCGUGACGUAACGCGAGCCGAACAAUGACGCACAAGGCGAAUCGGAAUGAAUGCCACAAUCGGUGAUACGAUAGUAAAAGUCGCGUUCUCGAGUACGAUGUUGCAAGCUGGCCACCGCGAUUCCGUCACCGGCCGACCCCUUUGUCGUCGUUUUCCGCACCAUGAUCCAUCGCCCAUCGUCCCGAAACGCCCAGUUCCCGACGCUAUGGAAUCCACCGUCGAAAUCCACCACGUUUCCAUCGACUCGCCGCUAACCGCUAUAUCCUCUAUCGGAAACACGCCGACGCUCGAAUCGGCCCUAACCACCACGGCGACCACCUCGUCGGAUAGCUUGCGUGUCGAGACGAACAACCAGCAAAGCAUUUACAACGUCGCCUUGCUAGACCGAUGCACGGGUCUCGUCACUCGUAACGAUCCCAUCUGCGACAGACAACGCUAUGCCUCUACCACUUGGUUCUCUCUAGUUCGUCGACGAUGUUCCAGCAUUCGCGAUUGGCUGCCAAGGAUGUGUUCCUGCCUGGACACCGACGACACGCAGUUUCUCGGUCCAUCCACGUGCAGUAGGUAUCAACGACUCAGUCCCAGGAGGAAUCUGUUCGAGUUCGCCUACCGUUCGAUGAACAGAAAUCGUACGGCGAAAAGAUUCGCGCGACCGGACGAAAGCGAGAAAGACAAGAAACAGACGGAGGAAUUACGUUUUUACUGCGACGACGACGUUUGCUACGACGUGAUCGUCGAGCACGAACUCCGUGCCAUCGACUUGUGCAAAGUUCUGAAAGCGAAAAGAAGUAUGGUGGGAACCAACUGGUCGAUCGUGGAGACAUGGCCAGAGCUAGGAAUAGAGCGCGUGUUGGAGGACCACGAGGACGUUUUGGCUGUGCACAAGGAGAUGAAAACGUUUUCCGCGGAGCGCGCACGGAAAUUUAUCUUUCGCGAGGAUUGCCUCAAGUACAAGUUCUUCCACGAUCCGGAGCUCUUCCUUUCCACCGAGAUGAUUGACGUUCCCACCGUUUUCGCCGAAGACUGGCACGCCUUGGACAAAACGAAAGCGGCAUUACGAAACUAUCUGGAGAACGAAGAGAUUACGGAAUGUCCAGAGAUAUUCGGUUUAGCGUGGAUACAGGACAGACGCUUGAACAUUUGGAGGCAGAUCUGUUUGCGUCUUCGAGAUCAAGAGCUCUACCAGGCGAAAAAAAUAAGCGAACGAGCGUUUCGGUUCGUCCACUUGUCGGAUUACGCGAUCUACAAGAUCACGAACGCCAGGAAGAUAUACAGUGCGCCCUUCCCCUGGGGUAUCUGUCUCAGGUCAACCAGCACCGCCCGUAAAUCUAAAACCACCGCGGAGCGUGGAGAAGCCGGACUCAAGGUCAUCGUUUUUCACAGUGAAAAAUCUCGCACCUGUUGGCUAAUGGCCAUGAGGCUCGCCAAGUACGGCAAGCAACUCAGGGAAAACUACAGAGCAUUCAAGAACAAACAGUGCGAGCAAACCGACGGCCCGAAGGAUCGAUACGUCAACUACAACGUAUCCAAUGAAUCGGUGCGAUCUCGCGUGGCCAUGGAUUUCACGGGCAGUGUUGGAAGAAUCGUGGACGACCCGAAGGAAGCGAAGAACAUCGCGGAAAGCGAGGGUAUGAACUGGCGACGAACCUGGAGGCCGUUCUCCAGACCGCCGCCGGGCUGCACGGUGGUGAGACUGCACGGACUCGACGACGGUAUCCACGUUUUGCAACCGUGGUUUCACAGAGGGCUGAAGAGAGAGAUCGCCGCGGCGAUCAUUAGAGACCAGGGUUCGGCGGACGGCGUGUUCCUGGUAAGGGAGAGCAAGAGCAAUUUGGGCGCUUACGUGCUCACCUACAAGUACAGCGAGAAGAUUUUUCACGCGCAAAUUCAACCCGUUUUCGACGAACGAUGCAACUGCUGGCUGUACACCCUCGACAGAGGCGUAACCCGGUUCUACGAUUUGCUGCAGCUGAUCGAAUUUUAUCAGUUGAACGCGGGCUGCUUGCCCACGCGAUUGACCCACUACGUGCAGAACGGCGUGCCGGAAGUGUUGCCGCUUCCGGUUCCGAUGACGUUGACGCAGCAGGCGGAGGAUGGCGGUGGUUCACCGGCGUCGCCGACCGAGCUCAAUCGCCGACGACUCGGUGUCGCGACCGAGAGCACGAUGACCGAAGGAACCGCGGCCGCCGCCUCGUCCUGCACCGUCAGCUACAGGAGCAUCUGAGGAUAGGAACUCCUGCGGCCCGUCAGCGUCGACAAGCGCUUGGCCGCCACCCACUGUUCGCUGGAUUACGCCUCUCGACCAAACGGAAUCGCGAACGGAUAUCGCUCCGGCGACGCGAACGUUCGAUCUGAUCGCUCGGGUUGCUGGAGUUUGUGCCUCUGCAGUUACAGCAAGUGGAAUCCGUAGCGCGAAACGCGUCGAUAACCAUCCGGCGGAAAGAGACAGCGUUCGAAGAUACGAGAAA